CGGUGGAGAUUGCGUCACGUGUGACGUCAAUUCUAUUCACGCUACGACGGGAGACACAGACUCACGGUUGUUAAAACGAAGUUAUGACCGCUGCCCAGGCUAGAUAUCAACACACUUAAUGAGGGGGAUGCUUUACAAUAUUGGAAGGUUGGAAAUAUUGAGGAAAGCAUUCGUGUUAUUAGUGGCCAUCGUCAGUCUUUGCAUAGUUCUGCUGCUGCUUGUUGUCAAGAGAAAUAACUUGUUUCCGUUUGACAUCCUCGGGAAGAAAACUCAAGAACAAAACAAAUGGAUGAAGAAUGUUGUGCACACUAAAAGAACCGAACCUUUCCCGAAGGUGGAUGCUGUCAACUGCACCAAGAUCUGGAGAAACGACGAACAGGAACUGAGAGCUGCUCACGACUACCAACAGUCUCACGGGCGACAACCCACCAAGAAUGUCCACCAUUACUUACAGGAGACAGGGAACUGCACGAGUUAUCUCCUCAAUGGAGGCUUCCUGUCUGCGUCGGUUGACGAGAACGAGUUGUCUUUCCCUCUGGCAUUUAGCCUGAUUGUGCACUCUAAUGUUGAGCAGGUGGAGCGGCUGUUACGGGCAGUGUACCGCCCACACAACGUGUACUGCAUCCACCCCGACAACAAGUCCAGCGACGACUUCCACUCCAGUCUGCGCUUCAUCGCCGGUUGUCUUCCCAACGUCAACAUCGUCGAGCGCCCCCUGAGUGUGGAGUGGGGCAAAUACUCCGUGUUACAGACGGAUGUCGAGUGCAUGCGACUGCUGUGGCGACAUCCUCGCAAGUGGCGAUAUUUUAUCAACUUAACUGGUCAAGAGUUUCCUCUGAAGACCAACAAGGAGAUCGUUCGCAUUCUUCAAACCUUCCAGGGUGCGAAUGACAUCGCCGGGUGUCACGAUAAAAUUUACGACAGCCGUUGGGGGAAGUUUCUCCCGACACCCUAUAAUUUAUCAGUAAGCAAAGGCUCCGUACACAUCGUUGCGUCACGAGGGUAUGUGGACUACGUCAUCAAUAGUCGUGUAGCACGUGACUUUUACAAGUGGGUCGCCCCGACCCAUGUUCCCGACGAAACAUUCUUCAGUACCAUGAACUACAACCCGCAACUAGGCGUUCCGGGAUCACACACGGGUGAUGUUGAUAACAAGACGAGAAAACAUUUUCAACGUUACAAAGUCUGGCUAUACGGUGUUAAGAACUACACGGGUGUGUGCGAUGGUAAAGCUGUGCGGAAUAUCUGUCACUUCGGGGUGGGUGACGUCCCCCGCAUGGUUGUCUCCCCUCACCUGUUCGCCAACAAGUUUUCCUACGACUACAUGCCGCUGGCCUACGACUGUGUGGAGGAAUGGUACUGGCACAAGGUUCACCUGGAGAACGUGGGGCAGGCGCCGGCACUGAACCUCACGCCAUACCAGAUGUCGACGAUUGUGACGAAACGUUACAACGGACCCGUCAAGAUCUGGGAGUGAGAGAGACAGAAAGUGUGUGGUGAGGUUAAAGACUAUUAAAAUUUUAAUUUACAUACCAAUUUCGCUGAAUAUACUAGCUGAACACAAGGAAAGGCCUCUGGAGAUGAAACACUGUCAAAGGCAGCAACCUUCAUAACUCACAACUUUGUGUCACAUUGACCUCAGAUGCAGGAUUGAGGCUUGUGGAGGUAAAACAAUCAGAAGUGUAAAACAUGAUCUUGACAUCUUUGCUCUCACACCAAAGUCUGCGGGCUCACUAUGUUGUCUGCCUUUUGCAGCAAGUGAGCAGUGUUUGUCUAUGCUAAGAAAACUUCAUUUUGUUUCUUUCUGCAUGUGCAUAUUUCCUUUGAAUACUUCUAACCCUGAGCACUUUAGAUAAUGAGCAGCAUGGUGCUGAGUAGAAUUAAUAAAUUGUAUCGCAUUGCA
Molecule: messenger RNA, 1903 nt
Organism: Pomacea canaliculata
Lineage: Eukaryota; Metazoa; Mollusca; Gastropoda; Architaenioglossa; Ampullariidae
Product: beta-1,3-galactosyl-O-glycosyl-glycoprotein beta-1,6-N-acetylglucosaminyltransferase-like
Exons: 7
Coding region: 119-1477 (452 amino acids)
Cellular component (GO): membrane
Molecular function (GO): acetylglucosaminyltransferase activity
Source: RefSeq, a predicted model, not a curated record